Molecule: messenger RNA, 702 nt
Organism: Grosmannia clavigera kw1407
Lineage: Eukaryota; Fungi; Ascomycota; Sordariomycetes; Ophiostomatales; Ophiostomataceae
Product: methyltransferase type 12
Exons: 3
Coding region: 1-702 (233 amino acids)
Molecular function (GO): methyltransferase activity
Source: RefSeq, a predicted model, not a curated record
AUGGACGGGGAACUGGCUCUCUGUCCUAUAGCCAAGAACGCAAGGCGCGUUUUAGACAUGGGCACGGGGACUGGACUAUGGGCUAUUGACUAUGCUUUUCAGGUUAUUGGUGUAGACCUAAGCCCCAUUCAGCCACCAUUCGUCCCCCCUAACGUCAGCUUUGAGAUCGAUGACCUAGAAAAGGAAUGGACGUGGACGAAGAAAUUCGACUUUAUCUUCUCCCGUAUGAUGCUUGGCUGCUUUGAGAAUCUCCCGGCAAUCAUAAAGGUGGCGUUCGAUAACCUGGAGCCAGGAGGUUAUCUAGAGCUUCAGGAUAUGGCCCUCCCAGCACGCUCCGACGACAAUACACUACAUCCGGAUAGCUACCUCUCCAAUUGGUGCAAUUACUGCUUUAAUGCAGGAGAGGCACUUGGACGUCCUGUUUUCCCUGUGACUGAGUACAAAACCUACUUAGCUGCUGCUGGAUUCGAAGACAUUGUUGAGACACAGAAGAAGUGGCCAAUCAACACUUGGCCUCGAGACAAAGAGUAUAAGGAGCUUGGCGCUUGGGCGUAUGCCAACAUUGCCGAAGGACUUGAGGGCCUGUCACUUGCCUACUUCACGCGAGGCCUUCACUGGUCAUCCGAACAGACAUUGGUAUUUUGCGCGGAAACAAGAAAGGACCUGAAGGAUACAAAAAUACACGCCUACUGGCCGAUGUAA